This is a messenger RNA of Leptidea sinapis, 10246 nucleotides long. Its product is annotated as zwei Ig domain protein zig-8-like. Gene Ontology annotation, biological process: synapse organization. The coding region runs from base 208 to 1059 and encodes 283 amino acids. Gene Ontology annotation, cellular component: neuron projection membrane. The record is from RefSeq and is a predicted model, not a curated record. NCBI's taxonomy places the organism in Eukaryota, Metazoa, Arthropoda, Insecta, Lepidoptera, Pieridae. The transcript is spliced from 9 exons.
CGUUCGUCGCACCGCAGUUUCCCCGCGUACUCCACAUCGCGCGAUCGUCUCGCAUAAUCGAAUUUUACUCUGUGCUGUGUUGUGAUACGUGCUGUGCUUGUGUAUUAUUUGGAAUGCGAAAAUGAAAAUAGAGUGCAAGUUGUUAUCUACAUCGUAAAACAGUGAUAGUAAGCGGCACGAGAUGAGUGGUGGUGACUCCAUCUAGCCAUGUCUGCAGGUUUGCUGUUCGGGACUUUGGGCGCCCUGGUACUCUUCGCAAGAACCGGUGGUACUGACAACACCAACCAUCUUAGUUCAGAUGGAGUUCAAGAAAUAGAGUACACUGAUGUAGACCUGGGGCUGACACAGCGAGGGCCGUAUUUCGACGUGCCCUACUCCAAGAAUGUUACAGCCUUGGUUGGGAAGACGGCCCAAUUGAACUGCAGAGUUCACAAUCUUGGAAAUCGAACGGUGUCGUGGAUUCGUCACCGAGAUAUUCACCUCUUGACGUCUGGACGAAUGACGUACACUUCAGACCAGAGGUUCAUCAGCGUUCAUAACGCUCACACAGAAGACUGGAUCUUAAAGAUACGGUUCCCACAAAGACGAGACUCCGGCAUUUAUGAGUGCCAAGUCGGAACCACACCGCCGAUUGGACAUCGAAUGUACCUCUCUGUUGUCGAACCACUGACGACGAUCCUAGGAGGGCCAGAACUCUUCAUCAAUACAGAGAGUACCAUCAACUUGACGUGCGUGGUGCAACACUCGCCUGAGCCACCACCUGCCAUCAGGUGGACCCACAAUGAUGAGGAAAUAAACUACGAUUCUCCGCGUGGCGGGGUAUCCGUGAUCACCGAGAAAGGUGAAAUGACGACGUCGCACCUCCUGGUGCAGAAGGCGCGGAGUUCUGACUCCGGGAGGUACACCUGCGCACCAGCCAAUGCCAACCCUCGAUCAGUGCUCGUCCACGUACUAAGCGGGGAACAUCCAGCCGCUAUGCAACAUGGCGGUCAGCUCCGUCUCCAGUAUCCCUUGUCUGCAGCCCUGCUCAGCGUAAUUGUGGCUCUCAUGGGAUGCUAGUAUAUAUAUCGUUGUAUAUCAGUAAGGUGAUCUUUUUGGUGUGCCUCAAUAAUUACUAACGACUGUCGCUAACAUCUCUAAUGAUAUUAUACGAUUGUGCUUCUUAUAUAUGAAUACUCUUUGUACUUUAUAGAUGUAUAUCUGUAAAGUAUACAUAUGUAGAAAUAUAGUGUACACGUUUUAACAGUAAUGUGCAGAAAUUAAGCAGCAGACAUCUAUGUGUUUCAUAUUUCACAGAAGAUAAAUUUUUAAUGGCGCCUUAGCUUAAGAAAUAAGUAAGCAAAUUCAGCCUCUAAUGUCUUAAGGCGAGUGACUAUGGUGCCGUGCACAAUUUUGUGUUUUUAAAAGGAACCUGGAACUGAACAUAAGUUCACAUCUCGAGUGUUCCUAAUGACCACACAUACAUCGCGACUCUGUCAUACAAAUGCACCUACAUUAACUUUUACGCAAUAGGCAAUGGACGUCUUAGUAAUUAGAUUUCGCGCAAGGGGCCGUCCCAAAUAUCAAUAGCAUAAUGAUUCAAGUACAUUGCUAGUUAUUACUUAUAAAUUGCUAAGAACCAUAGUAUAAUAAUAUACUCCGCCUGGUAUUUUCUUCCCAUGAUGGCCCUUAGGCCCUCAGUCUUAACUACCACUUCAUCGCUAUUAUCGUAUCGCUCACAUCUAUAGCUUUGGUUCACUCAAAAUUUGUCAAACAGUCAUCGCAACUGAUGACGUAUUCAAAUUCAAAUAUUUUUAUUCAAAUAGAAUAUAAUAAAAUCACUUAUUGAAAGUCAAAAACUACCACCCAUUCCAAAAGGUAUGCCUCAGACCUGAGAAGAACGGGCGCAAUAAACUCAACGGGCUCCUUUUUUUAUAUAAAAAUAUGGUUACAAUGUAAAAUAGGCGGUGGGUGGUUGCUCACUUCCCAAUCAGUGGAUCAUUAAGAAAGUCAUUUAUGUUAUAGUAAUCUUUACCACACAAACGUUUUCAGGUUUUUUUUCUUUUCAAUUCUUAGGCUAAUGGGCGCGUGAUGAGAUCACAAGCAUUUUGUUACUAUUAUUAUACCAUGCUAAGAACUAAAACAGUAAUGGUGGUUCUUGUCAGAUAAGUCAAACGUACGAUUUUUAUAAAGUCUAUGAUCCGUUCAAAUUAUUUUAAUAUUAAGAGUACGGUAGAGAUUAUUCAUGUUGUAUGGUCGCUUCAAACACAAACAAAAUACUAGAUUGAUCAUCACUAAUAGCAUUAUAAGUAUGAUUUUGACUGAAGACAAAUGUAUUCUAUUAUCCUUGACUUGAUAAACAUGAGAAUGGAAUGAAAGAUAUAUCUUUAUUGCACAAAAUAAUUAAAUAUAACAAAAAUCAAGAAUACAUAAGAAGCAAUAGGCGGCCUUAUCGCUAAAGAGUGAUUUCUAUCAGGCAACCUGUACUGAUGUAGUAGUGGGAUUAUAGGUAUUCAAAUUUCGUGUUCCUAUUUUAUAAUAACGGUACGUUUACUUUUAUAACAACUUUAAUUCAUCAUUAAAAUAAGCUAAAUUAAAUUACUUUUUUAUAAAUCAACUUUGAGUUACGCAAAACACUCGUAAGUGGUAUGGUGACUGAUUAUGACAUCAUAACUUAGAAAUCUAUGAAAAUGUGUAAUCGGUGAUAAUUAUCGAGCCGUGACGUCAUUAAUAUUUCAGCUAACAUGACCGAUCGCCGUAUUUUUACCUUAAAAACUCUAUUUAAACUCAAAAUUUCUGUCAAAGCUGGUUCUUUUUUUAGAAUCCAUUCAUCACACAUUUUUUCUUAAGCCAUUUUCAUUCUUAGAUUCUUACAGGCAUCAUGUCCUUUGUACAAUUAAGACAGACCAAAAAGAUUUCACACUUAUUGUAAUGAAUACAUUUCAGUGUAUGUAUUUUAGAAAUAACUUUUGUAGCAUAUUAGUUAAAUAAUAUUAUGUUAAAUUACGUAAAACGUUAUUCAUGUAAGUAAUACAUUAUAUGUAUUUAAACAAAAUACUCUCGCCAUUUUAAUUGAUAGUGGUUUAAAAAUUUCACGCAAUUGUUACAUUUUUGGUACAAUUUUGUCAUUUUAAUUGUUUCAAAUUACUCAGUAAUAUAGUCUGAAAAUGUCCAAGUGUAUUUAUCCAUUUAUGACUACUUUAUAAUAAAUAAAGAAUAAUAGUUUUCAGUCUGACGUUUGCGACAUUCGUUAAUUUUUUGUCGUCCAUCGGAUAGGCAAAAGGUCCGAGCCUAUAGCUCCAUAUUCGUUAAUAUUCAUUAACAACGAUAUAUUGAUAUGUAUGAUAUUAAUAAUUUUAUUAUUUUUAUUAAAUUUCUUACAUAUUGUAUAGGUAUGUUAUUUAAGUCAUAAUAUUCAUAUUUUGGUUGACUGUAUAUAUUAUUUUGUUCAUACCUGCACAGGCAUGUCAUAUCGCACUAUGCCCUGACUGACUAUUGACUUACAAAAUCUCGCCAGAAUUCGUUUUCUUCCCAUUAAGUAUAAUAAAUCUCCGUACGAAAUGAGGCAAUAAAUAAAUUACCAAGACUUUUGCUUAAUUGUUUCGUUUGAUGGGCGUUAAAUCUCUUCAAUUGUAGGAACUGGAUCUAAGCUCAAGUGUCAGGUCCUAAGUGAGGGGCGGUCAGUUAAGUUUGAGCUUAAAUACGCCCCACAACAAUGCGCAACCAAAAUGAUAUUAUACCACUUUCCUUCAAUGAAGAUUAUAUUGGCAAUAAAAGUGUAGAAUACUUAACUUCCACUUAACAAUAAUAAAGAAAUAAUUGACAAUUGAAACUGGUGAUACUAAUCUUAAUUAUAUUAUAGAAUAUUGAUUUGAAAUAGGAACUUUUGGUAAUAACAAUAGGGAGGCAGCUUGUAAUCGCAUUGUUGUUUUACUGCUUGUUUGAAUUUUAAAAGCUUUUUUAUAAUAAUUGAUAAGCGAGUAGGCCUACCUUUUCAUUCUGCACGAGCGUAGCAUCGGCGAGGCAGUUGAAGAGUAACGAAUUUUCGGACUAAGUUUUUAGAGAACACUUUUACCUAAUACUAUCGUGGACAGUGUUAACUGUUAUUUUUCUAUCCGUGAGGACCUUUAAUUGUAUUUUUGUUACUAUUAGUCUUUUAUUGAAAAUUAUUGUACACUGUUGGUCUUAUUAUAUAAAAUAAAUAACUAAAAAGAAUUAGACUGUACUGCAAGUGGGGCAACAUUAUAAUAACUAUAUUAUUUUGUUCCCUAAAGGAAAGAUUUUUUUUUAAAUAAUCAUUAUAAAAAAAUGUGAUUAAAAAUCAGCUGACCGAUUUGUUUAUUCUCCUAUUUUGAGGGUAGACUACAUUUCUUUCUUUUAAUAUUUUUCCCGCAUUUAAUUCUAACCGCUGUCGCCCAUCACUUAGAGCUCACACAGUCUCGUUAGCGUGGACUCCCCGCGGGCUGCAAUGAAAACUCUUUUGACCAAUUAGUGUAACUGGCAGCAAGCCGUAAAGUAUUUAUAUUAAAAAAUAUACCAUUUCAAUCAAAAAGAGCUUUCUUUGGAUCGUGACAACUUAUAUUAAUGACAGCACCACACCCGAAAAAAAUCACAGAAUGCUUCGGGUAAGAAAUAUUUUCAUUUUUUUUUAUUUCUUAGGACAUAUUUGUAAAAUUAAUAGAGGGUCUUUAAAGGGGAUUUAAAGGCUUCAAAACCAUUACGAAUUAGCAAAAUUUUUUUUGAUGGCAUCUCAAACUUUCAACGCACUUCUGAUUCCUCUGUUGUUAGAAGAGAGGACCUUACAUCAUUUAUACGUCUAGAUAGACAAUACAGCUGUGAAAAUGUCGAUAAAAUGAGUUGAGAACUAACCUCUAUUCACAGCAAUUCAAGCACACGACACAAAGUGUCAUACAAAUCGCGAGUGUAAGACAUAGCUUGUUACGCAAGAGACUCUAUCUAGACGCAUAAAUUAUCUAAGGAGAGAAUAAGCUACGGGGAUUACUUACCAUCGGGUGACCUGUAUGCUUGUUUGUCCCUAUUUUCCAUGAAAUACUUCAAGUUCAACUUGGAAUAUAAAUUGACACAACUGUGGAUCUAGUGUUCAUCUUCUGCCAACGACUGUACAUGAAUAAAAAAUUCAUCGUUUACAGUUGUCAAAAAUACUUGUUAUGUGUUUACUGUUUGCAGUAGACAGUGACAGCCUGAGGGGCACAGUAUCAGAUGUUCUACGGCAGUACCCUGAUUGUCUAUUGUCUUGUAUUACAAGAAUCAAUCAUUUAAACGCAUCUUUAUUUAAAAAAAAUUGGAAAUAUCACGAAAAAUCUUUGAUGAAAUCGAAAAUUGGUAAGCAUUUCAUGCAAAAUUAACAACAGUACACAUCGAGUGUGUUCUGUUCGAUUAACGUUAUUUUGUUCCAAGAAUUAACAAUUGCGAGUAUUCAUAUUAUAUUUUUGGCAAUUAAUUGUUAUAUUAAAUGUAUUUCGUUUCAAAACAUUUAUGUAUCGCUUAUAUAUAAUUGUAAAUACUUAAUUAGGGAUCAGUGAUUGAUUGUAAAUUUGACAAAUGAAAUAAGUAAAAAAAAUCGCACUAUUGAAAAAGGUUUAAAGUGAAUAAAAACUCUGGCCUCAAUUUUAAAAAGGCCCGAUUUGCCUAAACUCCUUGAAAUUUGCAAGACAAAUUGCUUCAAAAUGAUUGGGUGCUUUUUUAUACCCAAACAAUUGCUUUUAUUGUAUUUUUUCCUCUCUUUUAUGUAAAAUACCCUGGUUCGAUUAAACUUUACUUUAUCAGAUUAAAUGAAAAGUCAUUAUGCUGAGUCUGAAUUGAAACAUUAUGCAAAACUGCGCACAGAAUAUUGCUUCUUGACGUCAACUUAAAUUAAGUCAUUGUUUUAGUUAAACUUAGUUUUAAAAGAUUAUGAAUUAAUAAAUUAAAAUAAUAAGGAAAAUAAAAUUAGUUGAAUACAGUAGAACCUCGUUAUGUCGAAUCUCGAUAAGUUGAAAACCUUCAAAUCUCGAAAAAAUGUUUUAAUUUUACUCAAAAUCUCAAUUAUUCGAUUAAUCAAUCAAUUAGUCGAAGUAAUCAGUGAGUCUCUCUAAGCCAUUUUGGUAUAUUCUUUCCCUCCAUAACUCGAAAAAUUUAAUUUUACCUCCGUAUCUCGAACAUAGCAAUGUUUUAUUUUACAACCUUUACAACUCGAUUUUUGGAGGCCUAUUGCGUCUAUCUAAUUAAAGAAAUUGUAAGUAAACCAUUGUAUCUUAGAAAGCAAUUUAGGGGUAUACAAUGAAUAGAAUUACCAAAAAUUUAUGACUCACGUGUUUGUUUGAUUGGUAUCAGAAUUAUUUUUGAUUUCAUUUGUUGAGUGAAAUAUUGUCAGAAAUAGUUUAGUUCUACUGCUGCUGUUUUGAAAUAAUGUUGAUUUAAAAUAAACAUUUAUUUUAAGAAUUCAUCUCACCCUCUUUUUGUUGAAUAAAAAUCCGACUAAGUCGAAAUUCUCUAUAAGCCAAAAACUCUAUAACUCUAAUUAUUUGGGCGUAUACCUUGAUGUUCAACUUAUAAAGGUUCUACGGCUAAAUUGAAAGUCGAAUCGAAGGUAUAUAUUUGUUCUAAAAAUACGAAGAUUUCCAUAAUCUUAUUCCAAGUUGGAAACCUAAAAUAAUUUCACUCAUCAUCAAUAAUUCUGCUAUGGGAGUUUUCAACAUGACAAUUAUAAAUUUCACAACUUUCAUAAACGAACGAAUCUCCGACUUUUGUGUGUUCAAUAUUUUCGAUAGCAUUUGAACUGCAUCAAUAUUUCAUUUGUAAAAUUUAUAUUUUGAGCAUUUAAUAAAUUACCAAAUAGACUUAGGGCAUCACGUUACAAAUUCUUAAAGUAUACUAAUGAAAAUUAAUAACGCUUAGGACUAAGAUUGUAAUUACAAGAAUAUAUCGUUAAGUUAUUAAGACAGUCGGUUUGUAAAUAAACUUAUUAUUAGUAAAUAAUAUUGUUAUGGAAUAAUAACAGUUUGUUUUUAAAGACAAUUUAUGAUUAGAAUUUAUGUAUAGUAUUCUUCGUAAUAAAAAAAAUAAUUAUUAUUGUAUAAUACAUUAUGUUACAAGUAUUUUGUGUUUAUUAAUAAUAAUUUAAAUUUCCUGUGUUUAUGUUUAACUUCCGAUGCAAACAAUUGAGCUUGUGUCAUUGGAUGUAGGUGAUCACUUGUCCUAAAAGGCAUAACAGGUAUUUAUUUUUCAAAAUUGAUUCUUUUAGAAUAAUUUUUUUUUGAUGUCAUUUCUAGUACUACUAUACCAAUGCCUUAAGUUGUUACUCCAGUAGCUUGUGUUUAUGUUUAAGCUGUCUUUGAACUGUCUCUUGCAAAAUAAACUUUAUCGAUCAUCGAUAUUAAUUUGACAGAUAUAAACAGGCUUGGAUUGUUUUACUAAUACCAAUAUAAGAGCCAGCAAAAGACGUACUUAAACCAUUGUAAUAAUGGUGAAAUCCGCAUGCUAACGACAAUAUAUUUGGUUCGAGCUUUGUAGCAGCUGCAGUAGUAUUGUAAUAUUGACUAUGAAAAUGACGAUGCAAUUGUUGGAUGUGGACGUCAGUUGAGCAAUUCAGCUUUGUAUUUGACAUGAGUCAUAUAUAUAAGGCUUGAUCACACCGAGGACUCGCAUGCGUUAGCAAUAUUAGUUCUUCUAAAAUUUGGUUGGAAACUACUGCUCUUCUACUGACAUUACAUUUUCGAAAUAAUUUAAAAUAAUAUUAUAUUUGACACCCUAUUGUUAUGUCAAUCAGACUUGUUCACCAGAAUGUGGUUUAACUAAUUUAUGACUUGCGUUUAUAUCAUUUAUUGAUUCAUAUUAUGCUUAUAAUUCACUGCCAUUGCAUUGAUUUUCCACUGAUUAUUCAACUAUAUCGAUAAAAUCGAGUUGGUUUGCGAACUAGUUCUAAAAGAUCUUAUACAAUAAAGCAAAUUAGCUCGAGACCAAUUAUAUAGGCAUAUAAUGCCUAUAUAAUAUCAUUGCAUUCAUAACAUAGCAAUAUAGAUGAAGAUAAAUUAUCAUUGUUACAAAGUAUAUUAAAGCGUCUUUUGUUGGUACAUGUAUUUUUAUUAACAUACACUAUCGAAUAUCCGUCCAGAAACAAUUAAAUCAUAGGCUGGGGUCAGACAGUCAAUAAAUAUCGUGAUAAUUGUGAUCUUGUCAAUAUUUAUUGACUGUGUGACACAAAACAUUGAGUGCAGAUUCACCAUCGUCUAUAGAAGAGUAACAUAAAUUUCAAACAGCUUCUUCAAUUGUUUGAAACCCUACCAGAGUUGUGGAAUGUCACAAAUGCCCACAACAAAAGCAGCACUUAAAAUAUAAAGGAAAUGAAGCACUUGAUCGUCUUUUGUCUAUGUACAAAUACAAUUACGAAACACGUCUACUCGAAAGAAUGAUCUUCUGAAUACUGACAAUAUUGAAAUCAAUAUCUAUUGAAAAUGGUGUACGACCAGAUCAACUCAUUCAAUAUAAUAUUGAGACAGGUAUAUUGGUAUACAGACAGGUACAUUGAUCGUCUGACACUGCCUAUGAUUUAAUUGUUUCUGGACGGAUAUUCUAUAGUGUAUGUUAAUAAAAAUACAUGUACCAACAAAAGACGCUUUAAUAUACUUUGUAACAAUGAUAAUUUAUCUCCAUCUAUACAUAUAAACCAUAAUUGGAUAAAGCUUUGUAAUAAAACUUUGAACGUGAUACCAUCAAGUAAUGCGUAAAGAAAUUACAAUAAUGUCUUUUUAACUAAUAUCAAACCAUUUUAUUAUAGUGCAACAUGGUAUAAUUUUACUACGUUUUAAUAAAUAGUAUUGAUUUUCUUACAUGGCAAUAUUCUACAAGAAUAUUGAUAUUUUAUUCAAAUAUAUCACAUUCAGUUGAGAGUAUAAAUGUAAAUAAUGGUAAGCAUAUUUUUUGGGAUUAUUGUUAUAGUAUAUAAUAAAAUAUUAUAGUCACAUAAUAUUAUUUCGGACAGACGAUAUUGGCAUAUUUUGUAUAAUACAUAAAUUAUGGCCAAUGUCUAUAUUCGAUCGCAAUCCUAAAUUGGCAAAUAGAGCUUAUUGUUUUAAUCCAUUUCAAGGUUAAGUUAUUUCACUAAGCAAUAUGUGAAACAUUUUUAAUUCAAUUUAGAAGAUGACUUCUUAUUGUGAUUCUUAAUGAUAUUUGCAUGCAUGUAACGGAUAAGCGUUCUCUAUAUUAUAAAGAUUUAGACCUGAAGAUUGACAUAUUCUGCAGAAUGUAAAAAAAUGGAUUCUAAGAUUCUUAGAUUAGAUUUUGCAUACUGAAAUCGUUCGUUAGAGCCAUUAAGAUUGGGACACGUGUUGCUAUACCAGAAUACAAAUAGCGCUUAUCAUGUGAUCACGCUUUUCGAUAUUAUUAGAAAAACAGAGGUAGGCUUAAGACUUCAUAGAAAGAAAAACCGGAUAAACGCGGAUGGAACCUUGUCACAUUAAUCUCUCGUGAAAUCAGUGAGCGUCGUGAUUGUGCAAAGGGUACUUCUGAUUGGUCAUUUUGAAGUGUAAGCUUGUCAUGACGUCAGUAAGAUGGUCGUCUGUCCCCAUCUUAUUUUGCGGGUAUAAAAAUUUCUUAAUAUGUCUGUUUUCUUGUAUUAUAAUUUAUCGUAUUGUAUGUAUUUGACUACAUUUUUGAGUGAAAUGUAUUUAUUUUUAAGGGGUGUUGAUUAUUUAUAUUUAUUAUGAAUGUUUAGGCACAAGUGACGUAAGGAGCAGCUGACCCGCGGUUCAUAUGCGGUACUUUUUAAAGCAUUACCUUGAUCCUGAACUACUGUAAUGUUUUUGUAUACAAUCUAAAUAUCAAUAAGCUAAUAAAGAAGUUAAUAACGGCGUAUACUUAUUAAGACCAUGCUAUGGAUAUGAAAACUUUAUCAUGAGAAAAUGUUAAUAUGAAGUAGAACUACUAUUCCGUUUUGCAUUUAAAAAUUACUAAUUUUUACAUUUAGAACGGAGUUUAUCUUGUUCCACCAACAAUUUUAUUUUAUUAUGAACAGAUCAACGUCUUGUCAGAUUGUGUUAAUAUAAAGACAGUCAUAUAGCAAGGAAUUAGCACUUUUUAUUACCAUCUUAUUUAGAUUUCUACACUAAUUAUUAUAAUAUUAUAAUUACUUGAUCCUUUCGCGGUUAUUGCUCUGUUGAUUUAAGACUGUAUUGUAUUUGGGAUGAUUUGUAUAUCAUCUACGUUGAUUUGUAUUUUUUUUUUGUAAUCAUACUGAUGUUAAGAUAAUAAAUUGAUCGUCAAAAUAUGA